Aspergillus ochraceoroseus IBT 24754 is the source of this 630-nucleotide messenger RNA. RefSeq lists its product as uncharacterized. The transcript has 2 exons. The record is from RefSeq and is a predicted model, not a curated record. The coding region runs from base 1 to 630 and encodes 209 amino acids. Lineage: Eukaryota; Fungi; Ascomycota; Eurotiomycetes; Eurotiales; Aspergillaceae.
AUGAUUGGGAGUAUCUUCUUCAUCUUCAACCGUCUGACGGAGAUCACCUUUCUCAUUCCAAUCAUCGGAAUGAUGGCCUACUUCGUCAACGGGUUCGUCAAAGCAAACCUGAUCACCCCAGUCUACAUCCUUGUUCUCUUCAUAGUCAGCGUGAUUGCUGUUUUCUGGUGCUUCGACACGCUAAUCCGCCACUCCACCACCAAGCGCUCAGCCGCCUUCGUCUCCUUCGUCGACCUGCUCUUCGUCGGCGCCUUCAUCGCCGCCGUCUACGAGCUCCGCUUCAUCGCCGCCGCAGACUGCAGCCACUGGGACGGCGGCGCCGGCGGCGGCGGCCCUGUCUGGGUCUCUCUGGGCCCCUUCGGAUCCUACGGGUCCCAAACGGGGAACCCGCUCGCGGGCGACCUGGACAAGACCUGCAGGAUGCUGAAGACUUGCUUCGCGCUCGGGAUUAUGGAGGUUCUGUUCUUCUUUUGGACCGCCCUGCUCGCGCUCUUCAUGUCCAGACGCUCAGCGGAUGUCGUCGUCGUGAAGGAGACCACCACGACCGUGCGGAGACGAAGCCACAGCAGUCGGAGGGGACACUCGCAUCGUCGCCGUAGUUCGUCGAGCCGGCCGCAUUAUGUAGUGUAG